AUGCCCAAAACUCUCGAGAUCUUGUGGGUUUAUCGACAGUCGAGAAGAGAAUUUUCUUUGGCAAGCCGCCUCUUUUUUAGCGUUCAAAUUUUUCGUGGCGGGACGCAGCAGCAAACACUGUGGGAUACAAAUUACGACCGAAACUACGGUCGUUUUGGCGGUUGACACUGCACAAAGUAAGUUGAAACCUUUUAUUGACUUAUUCCAAUCGUUUUUAGGGAAUAUGAGCAGCCAAACGCAGGCAACCACCGUCUUUCAGUUUACUCAAACAAGCACGGUCAGCGUAAAGCGAGAGAAGGUCCCGAAAGCUUCGCCCGUGCGUCGAGUCGUCGUCAUCGAUGGUUGCAAUGUCAUCUCCAAGUGCUCUGACCGUUCUUACAGCAUACACACCUCGAAGUAAGGGAUUAGAACGAUUAUAAACUUAUUUUAGGUAAAAACUAGAGUUUUGAUUUUGGGUAUGACCUAAAAUGUCGUAAAAUGGAGAAAUUCUCAAUUGUUUUGAAUUACUAGGCUAUCGGAUUGUGAUGACUUUUAUUUUCAGCAACAAAUUCAACGCAUUGCCGAUAUUGUUGAUGGUGCACGACUUGAUCAAGCGGAAGUUUGAAGUGUUUGUCACGAUCAAAGAGUUCUUUAUGUCCCCAAAGACGGUGAAUUACGUGUUUGCUCUAGAGGUAAGAGUUUAUACUAUUCUGUUCUGUUUUUAGGAAAGUUUGACCUUGUUUUUCCUUUUUUAGACAUCAAAAUUUUUGACUAACAGGGGAAGUACCCCAAGUGCGACGCUCAGAUUUUGAUGAAACUUGGCACAAAUUUAGAACAAUUUUUUCUAAGAUAUAUGCGAGAAUCCUAGCUCGCGCUUUGCAGAAACAACCGGGAUUUUUAGAUCGAAAGUGUGCGAAAAUUUUACACUUUUUGCCGAAUUUCAGCACCAAAAUUUUCAUGCCCAUUUCUAUCGUAAAGGGUAAUGUUUCCACAAAAAAUCAAAUUUUUCCGCACGAAACUGCCAAAGUUAUGGCCAAAAAGCGUUUUCCUCUCUGACCGCUCUACACGUUUAGUGUGCUCUCUCGGCGGCAAAAACCGUUCAAUAUCUCGGCGGCGCCUGCAAAGCGCGAGCUAAAACUUUCAGGAAUUGAUGUUUAGUCCAUACCCGACGUGUGUGCAAAAUUUAAAGAAAAUCUGAGCGUCGCACUUGGGGUACUUCCCUUGUAAAAUAAUCUCAAACCUCUUCAGAACUCAAACCUCUGCUAUUGCUUAGCUUAGUCGCCCAUAAAACAUCCAAAUUCACCCCCAUUUUUCAGCAACUCCGAGCCUUCGAAGUUCUCCAUGUCUUCCCAGAUGCCGUUGACGACGAUCGAAUUAUUUUGAAUACUGCCAAGGCGUAUAAAGGCUCUAUAAUUAGCAAUGAUAAGUUCCGCGACCGCGAUGACGGUGAAUUCGGAGCUGAGAAGGCAAGACGGAUGGGUUUUCGGUACGACGCGGAUCCAAAUUAUUUUCCGAAUGUUGAUAAUGCUGGAAAACCCGAGUCGAAAUUUUUGUUUGGCUUGAAGUUUGAUUACCCGGAUUUAAAUAGUAAGUUAGGAUAGAUAGGCUGUAUUUGGUGAUAAGAAUGAUCGAUUAUGGCCUAAAGUAAUAUUGGUGGCAUUCAAGUUUUCGCUGCAGGGCCAAAGAUUGCAAUAUUUUCUAAAUCUUUGAAUAUAAGCGAUUAUGGCCCAAGAGCGAUUAUGAGCCAAAAAGAUCGAUUAUGACCCAAAGUCGAAAAAAAGUAGUCUUUUUCAACAAAAAGUGGCUAGCCAAACACUAGGGCAGGCAGCCAAAUUGGGUUAACGGUUGGUCAAGCACUUCGGCGAUUGUUACUUUUCUCCCAAGUAGUGCUGUUAAAAAUAGUUCUUUCAAUUUUUUCCAAAAAUACUUGAUUUAGAGAUUUGGUUUUUGGUGCUGCUGAAAAUAUGAACAGGAUUUUUAAGAUCAACACCAUCAAAAACCCAUAAAUCAAGUAUUUUUAGAAGAAAUUGAAAGAACUACUUUGAACAGUACUACUUAAGAAAAAAGUAACGAUCACCGAGGUGCUUGACUAACCGUUAACCCAAUUGGAUACCUGUCCUGGUGUUUGGCUAGCCACUUUCUGUUGAAAAAGACGACUUUUUUCGGCCUUGGGUCAUAAUCGAUCCUUUUGGCUCAUAAUCGCUCUUGGACCAUAAUCGCAUACAUUCAAAAAUUCAGAAAGUAUUAGAACCGUCGUUCCUGCAGCGAAAACUUGAAAGUCACCAAAAUUGAACCUUUUAGCCAAAACCCAACAUUCUUAUGUCCUCAAAAUUACUUUAAAAAUAAAAAUUAUAAUCGAUCUUUUUGGAUCAUAAUCGCUUUCAUUCUGACUGUAAAUAAAUGUUUACUUAUCAAAAAUUUUUCAGCGAAAGGCCUGUGUUUCCCAGGAGACCCCGAUUACAAUGAAGUGAAAAAGAUCUAUGACACUGUUGGAGAGUUGUAUUUAAAAAGAAUAAUGAGCAUCACGGAUUUGAUGGCCAGUUAUAUCCAACGGGAGCAAUGUUAUGCUCUGAAAGUGAGAUGUCCACCAGCACCGUUCCUUCUGCCCAAUGACAUGCCUGAUUUCUAUCUGUACCUCCAAAAGAGGCAAUCGUACGAAGCCCGAACGGGCUGGGACAAAAAGUAG
Bursaphelenchus xylophilus (pine wood nematode) is the source of this 2665-nucleotide messenger RNA. The record is from the annotation of a GenBank genome assembly. Lineage: Eukaryota; Metazoa; Nematoda; Chromadorea; Rhabditida; Aphelenchoididae.